AUGGAGGUUACUAAGCUGCGUCUCUUCUUCCUUCCAGUGGUUGCAGUGAACACAGCAGAGAUCAUCCCGCUGAUAGACCUAGAAUGUGCGCCUAUAGCCACUGUGGGGGGUACCCCCCUCUUCAAUGUGCCAGUGGCAACACAAGACCCAGCUCAAAUCCCAAAGCCCCCCUGGGAUUUUUCCACAGCUGGCUUCUGUGAACCAGAUCUGCCUCUGCCCCCUCCACCUGAAAAAAUCCCCCCUUCAGAAGCAGGAUCCUUUGGGUCCCUGCCAUGGCCGGAAGUCCCCGAUGAAUGUGUCCCACUGCGGCCCAACACCCUGGACCUCUUAAAGCCACUCCGAAAGCUGGAAGAGGUGAAGCAGAUGGGAGAGCGAAGGAACCGUGGCAACACCAAUGUCAAGGAAAAUGGACUAGAGAACUGCCCAGGUGUGCCACGCAUCAGUGAGGAGAGGAAGGCACUCCAGUCUGAGCUGGGAAAGUGCAUUGAAGACUUCCGGAAAAUCAAGAUCCCUGCCUCUUUCCCCAACAAGAAGCGGCAGUGGCAAAAUGAACUUCUGAAAAAAUACCAGCUCUGAAGACACCCUGGUGCCAAGAUGUUUCUCACUCCGUUGGUGGGCUGCAGGAUUCCACCUUCCUGGAGGAGGAAGAAAAAUGUGCAUUAAUUUUGUCCUGCUUGUGUGGUGAUGAAGGGCCUGUGCUUCUCCAAAAGGGGUCGAGGGAGACAUUACUGGUGUCACUGUGUGACUGCCAAGGCCUGUCCAAAAG
Messenger RNA from Heteronotia binoei (common prickly gecko), 766 nucleotides. RefSeq names its product BTB/POZ domain-containing protein KCTD8-like. Lineage: Eukaryota; Metazoa; Chordata; Lepidosauria; Squamata; Gekkonidae. The coding region runs from base 1 to 576 and encodes 191 amino acids. The record is from RefSeq and is a predicted model, not a curated record. The transcript has a single exon.